Molecule: messenger RNA, 1228 nt
Organism: Eurytemora carolleeae
Lineage: Eukaryota; Metazoa; Arthropoda; Copepoda; Calanoida; Temoridae
Exons: 1
Coding region: 60-1193 (377 amino acids)
Molecular function (GO): protein dimerization activity
Source: RefSeq, a predicted model, not a curated record
AUGCGCGACUAAAACCUCCAGUGUGUCGAGGGCUGGGGGUGCGUGCGCAUGAUUGAGAAAUGUCUGACAUCCUUCAAAUAAACUGGAGAUAUGAUAGGAAUCAAAACCAGGAGCAAGACACAAAAAAUGCAGACGAAAAGUAUAAAUUACGUACGAGUAAGAAAAAAACAGAAAUGGCUGGGAAAUGCGCAAGAAAACGCGGCCCAAAGCCUAAAACACACUCAGCCAAAAUGUCCAAGUAUCGGCGGAAAACGGCGAAUGCUCGAGAGCGAAUGCGCAUGGGCGAAAUAAAUACGGCAUUUGACAAACUUAAAGAAAAAAUUCCAUUGCCAAAAAUUGGAAAAGUAAAAUGUGAAAAACUAACAAAAAUCAAUAUUUUGCACAUAGCAAUUAAUUAUAUUCGGGCAUUAGAAGAUAUUCUAGAAACUGGUGAGCUUGCUGCAUCUAUCUAUCCGGAGAAACUUAUUUUAAACCCGUUCCUCGGCUCCGGUCCAACCAUGGAGACCGAGAUGAAUGAUCUUGGUCCCCGAGGAUACUCUCCAGACUCUGGGAUUCAAGAGGAUUCUGGUACCAAGGACGAUCAUGAGGAAGAUAUUGAAGAUGAAGAUGAUGAAAAUGAUUGUCCAGAUUGGACCGAAUUGAAUUCAACUCUUGAUCUAAGAUCUGUUCCUCCGCCGAACUCGCCGCCGUUUGAUAUGGCGCCAGCUUUAACUUCGAAAGCUGCUCCGCCGAUCACCGCAGAUACUCUGCUGAUCAAUACAACUCAGCCAACAAGUAAAAGAGACUUAAUGUCAACUUCAAAAAGAUCACUUAAUACAAUUAGCUCUAGCGCCGUCCUAGUUCCUCUUUUAACAUUACAAUCUUCCAAACAUCAGUCUGUUCUCUCUCAAUCAAUGUUGUCUUCCAACCAAACUCUGGUCCAAAACCCUAUUCGAUGGAUAACGAAUGAAAACCCGUCCGAAUCUGGUUUGAAGCAGAAGAGUAAACCUGUAACCUUGAGCUCCAGAGAAUACGAUGAGGAGCCAAGGAAACUAACCGGUCAACUUGUAUUCAAGGAAACUAGAAACAAGUGUCUAGUUUUCAAUGAAGCUCUGGAGGAGGAACCCUUCUCCGAUUUCCUUGCAGAUUUCGACUCCUUCGAACCAAUCCCAGAUCUUGAUUUUUCUUACGAGGAUCCAUUCAGAAUAAUAUGAUUAUAUGUUUAUGAAAUAUAAGAUAUUUAGAUUAA